This is a messenger RNA of Ficedula albicollis (Collared flycatcher), 636 nucleotides long. RefSeq names its product C-type lectin domain family 4 member D-like. The record is from RefSeq and is a predicted model, not a curated record. The transcript is spliced from 7 exons. NCBI's taxonomy places the organism in Eukaryota, Metazoa, Chordata, Aves, Passeriformes, Muscicapidae. Bases 1 to 636 code for a protein of 211 amino acids.
AUGAUGAAUGGCCAAGGGAGAGUCAGUCCUGGAACUGCAGCUCCAGCAGAAGAGAGAAGCUGCUCCAGGCUGAACAUCUGGGUCUUCCUUAUUUUUGCUCUCACAAUCAAAGCUGCCUUUAUGACGAUCUGCCUUGUGGUUCUCUUCUGGCACAGCAGUGAGCAGCCCAGAGCCCUGCAGCAGCAGUUCUCGGAGUGGAAGUGUGACUCAGCAGUGACACAAGGCACAGACCGAGGCUGGACGUGCUGCCCAGAGGGCUGGAGGAGGUUUCAAAGAAGCUGCUGUUUCCUGUCCCUUGCUAGGAUGAACUGGGCUGAGAGUGAGCAGAACUGCUCUGGGAUGGGCUCCCAGCUGGUGGUGAUCAACAGCAAGGCAGAGCAGGAAUUCCUCUCCGAGCAGAUAAAACAACCUCCAGAUAGAGUGUAUUUCUACACUGGUCUCUUUGCAGAGAAGGUGGGCCAGUGGCAGUGGGUGGACAGGACUCCAUAUAAUGUGACAGCAGCGUUCUGGAGAAAAGGAGAACCAAGUAACACCCAUUAUCAAAAUUGCACUCUGCGCCGGCUCUGCCCCAUCUUCACCACCGGGACCGAGCGCAGGCAGAGCGUGCCUGCGGCUGAAAGAAGGGACUGGAACUGA